CACAGUUCCCUACAAAGGCACAUCUGUCCCUCCUUACUUAAAUGCUUAAACAGUCUUCAUUAUGGGUGGUCUUUUGUAGUAAACAAACAUGGAUAAAAAAGAGAAAGAGAGCACCACAGAGCUCUCCUCCGCAAAUCCCGCUAAGCCAGCUGGGACCUUGACCCUGAGGAACUUCACCAUAUCCAGGAAGAAGCGGGUGUCUGGACAAGCUCUCCUGGAGCCAUGCCACAAGGAGAGUCAGGAUUACAGCCUUAUUCAGUCCAAACUGAGAGAGUCCAGAUUAGACACAAGGAAGGAACAUGGUAAUACCUGGCUGUGGAAAGAUAUAAAGUUAGUGCACAAUGAAGAGUUCCUUAGGGAAUUCUCUGAAAAAAGGUCAGAGAUGCGACAAAAAGGUAGACAUGGUAUGGAAAUGGAAGAAAGAUUUUGCUUUUUGGUUGCAUCAUAUGAAGCAACAACGCAGGUUUACCAGCUUGGCCUAAGGACUGAGAGGCAGGACCAGUAUUCUUUGGGGAAACCAUCACAUGGAGUUUAUCUGUACAAGCAUGUUGAUGUGGCCCUAAAACAUGCAGCUAGCAGCACUUUUAGUGGAAAACAUCUGAUUAUUUUCAAGGUCUUCUUUGGGAAAGUGAAAAAGGUUACGCCAAGCUUGGACUGGAACAGAACUCCAGACCCUAUGAUUUCUUUUGAUUGUCACGUGUCUAAAGAUGCAGUUUCCCAUCGAGACAGUCUUUCCCAGCAAAUUUUGGGCUCAUCUGUGUUUCUGUUCGAUUACAAUGAAAACCAGGAGCUCAACAAAAGACCAAGGCAGUGUUUGCCCUAUGCGGUGGUUUCUUUUGAUCCAGUGAAUAGUGUCACACCACCCAAAUCCACAAGCCCACCAGUUUCACCCAGUAAACUUCCUACUGGCCUCAUGCACGGUCAUUCAGAACAUUUCCGAGGAUGCACUGUGGCUGAGAGACAAGGCGAAGUGGAGAAUGCCACAAUUACAUUCAAGCAUUUUACAACACAAAGCUCGGACAACAAUCCUCAACCUUUUGGAGUAGUUACUUCUCUGAGUCAACAAAAUGAACUGCAAAAUGAACCCUUUCUUUUCAUCCCUCAGCAGCUAUAUGUGCCUGCUUUACAUACAGCGGAAUCCUUCAAUCUCUCUCUGCCAUAUUUUGAUGGUGUUUCUUUGCAAAGCUAUCUGGGAGGAAUUACAUUUCCUUCAAAUGUAGAGCACCUGAGCCCCACAAACACAUCUGGAGGUAAUACAGACAUGUGUGGGGUUACACCCAAAACUUCAGAUGAAGAAAUUUCCACCAUAGUUUUUUCUUCCCAACUCGUCAAGGACCCAAGGUUGUGCAGACAAGAAAAAAACAUCCAGGAGCAAAACUCAGAACAAGAGAAUGGUGGCAGUAAUGAACAGGCAUGCUCAUGGAGCAAAGAAGAGAAGACUGAAUCCUCUAGAACUUCAUAUUGUGAGAAACAAUCAGUACGUAUGGAUGAGGAACAAAGAGAGGAUGUUUUUUUCAAAUCCUCAGUGGAUGAUCAACAUGCACCAGAUCCAAAUCCAAAGCCAAAGACUGAAAAUCUGCCUUCAAUUAAAUUAUUCAAAAUGAAAUUUCAGAAAUAUGCUGCAUAUUUCAAGAUGACAGAGAAGGAGAGACACAAUAAUAUAAUGUCUCGAGAAAAUCUGACGCCAGAACAAAAACAAUUACUGAUUAAUCGCAUAAAUUUCUAUGAAGUACAUUACCAGAGGUAUGUGCAGGGACUGCUGUUUCAAAGAAGCACUGAGACAGAAAAUACUUUAUGUUCAUCUCAUGUAAAGCCCAAAAACAAUAAAAUAUGCCUGUCAACACAGGAAAAAACACCUUCAAUGAUAAAAGAGAACAUAGACAAAAUUAAUCAGUCCAAUGUGAGACCUUCAAUAAGAUCAAAUGUAUCUAAUUUCCCAUCCACGAUGGGUUUGGUAGACACUGAGAGAUAUGAAGUAGACAUGUUUAGCACAGAUAAUGAUAAAAUCACAAAUAUCCGCAUUGAAUCCACAGCAAACACCAUCCAGGAGAAAAACCAGGAUUGGUCGACAGAUCCUCCUGAAUUCUACAUAGAGCCUCAAGAUGGAAGUGUGCUUCAGCCUGUAGAAGUUGACAUUUUAGAACAGUCAUUUGAGCAGGGUCCCUUGCUAAUGAAUACCUCAGAGAAGAACAAAGCCAUAGAAAACAAACUUGACUGUGAAAAAACACAUUGGUAUUCCAAACAAGACCAGGCAAAUGACCAAGCUGUCAGUGAAGGUGAGACUUCCACAAGCACAAGCAAGUCUUUUCGAAGUGAGACUACACUAAGCAGCAACAUGGAAGAGAGUCAUGAAUUUGAGCUGCACAACAUCACAGCCAUGAAUGGGGAGAACUAUGUCGACAUACCAAUCGUCAAUGUGUCAGAGAACAAUGAACUUUCAUUUGUUUCUGCAAUGAGGCAAAAGCAGCAGAAUCAAAUUAUCCCUGAAAAACAAAACAGGGAAUUCAAGACAGAUUCACAAUCUGAUGACAAUUCUGAGAUGUAUAUAGUGGUUAAGAGAGGCGAAUCAUCGGACAACACUAUUUACAGUGCAUUAUAUGAUAGACUAAAGCUGAAUCAGCUAUUGCCCAAUUUAAAUAGAGUAAACAUUUUCUCCAAGAAAUCCUACCUCAUUCCUAAAGAUAUGGAUAAAACACCUGUCAUCAAUCAACGAUACGGUCCCUAUAAUGAAAUAUUGCCAAAUGAAGACAACAGCAAAGCUAAAAUUAGGGACUGGCAAUGUGAAGAUGGCCCCCAGUUUAUGAGGAAGUUCAAACAGUUGUCACGUACAACAGAAAAGCUUAGUCUUUCUGAACGAUUCUCAAAACUGAGAGACUUUCGCAAGAAGACAACUUUAACUGUCCAUGACAAAAAGUUCACCAGCUAUGCAACUGCUCCCACUGGGGAUGCGAAAUCCGAUCUAGCAGCUCUGAUGCGAAGCCGUGAUGGAGGCAAAGGACCCAUAAAUAAUAAUGCUAAACUCAUCCAACUAAUGGCACGGAGGUACAGUGAGAAGAGGUCACUUGCAAAGUGCCAAUGCCUUAGCAGGAAAUGCUCCAAGGCAUUAGGGAGGGAAACAUCCAAAUUUAGUGUAUCGUUGCCUUUAAAAUGUUCAGCUCGGUCAGUAUCUCAUGUGCUGAGGACAGCACUGCAUAUCAGGAAGAUACACCUGCAGAAAGCAAAGAAAAGAUAUAAAGCAAAUCUGGCCUCAAAUAAGAGUUCUCAUUUUAGGGCUUUGCUCAGCAAAAAAACAGUGACUUUGUCUCACCUCUUGUCUUGUACUACUGAGGCAACUAACACUGAUAAAGAUGAUGAUUCAUUGUUAAACUUGGGUGUAAUAUCGCGGUCAUCCGAUCCUCCAAGACACCACAGGGAUGAUGAGUCCAACCAAACAGAUAAUACUGCUAACAUUUCAAGUGAAGACCAUUCUUGUCUGAGCGCAUCUGCCAGUGAAAAUAAGCGAAGUCAUGAUGAUGGGUUUAUGCAUGUCUCACUGUCCAAAGAACAAGGGGCAGAUUCUGAUACUCAGUACACAAAUAAUGUCUGUGGUGAUAUUUCAAGGACGUUAAACCACAAUAUCAAGAAAUCACUGGGAGAACUCACUUUAGACUUCAAAGUUCCAGUAACGACCUAUGAAAAAGAGCCAGAAAGGGGAACAAACAACAACAGCACGUGUCGUCAUGAACAACCUUCUCCAGUCGCAUGUUCUGGCAGCCGUGAGUCACACGGUGCUGAUGGGGACGGUUUAAAAGAAGAAAACAAGUUAUUACAGGUCACCCCACAGCAACCACGAGAAGAAGAGUGUGACACAAAAGAGAUUUCCAGUGAUUAUAAUGCUGGAGCCUAUAAGGACCAGGGUAGGUCUGCUCAGGCAGUCCUGAAUAUCUUGGCAGGAAUAACCUCAAGUAACAAGAUCAGCAGCUAUACUGAAAAAACCCAGACAGACAAGACUCCAGAAUUGCCCAGAAUAAUAAAUGAUGACAAGACGGACGGGUUUUGUCUCGGAACUGUUGUGGACACCACAAGUGCUGUGAGUGGUGUGACCACGCCACUUGUAGAUAUCGUGGUUAAUGUAUCAAAAACAUGUGAGACGGAGGCAAAUGUCAGCGUUCGAAAUAAUGGUCCACAUAAUGAUGCAAAUGGCACUGUCGCAAAUGACAAAGAGUUAUCAAGAGACGUGACAACUAACGCUGACCAGAGCAGUUUAAAAGCACUGAAAGUUGCCAGACACGAUGCUGCAGAAACACUUGCAGGGGGAUUCAUCUUUUCUCGUGGGAAUAUAAAUCAUCCUUCUGAGCCCGCUUCAAGCUCUCAAUACCAGCCUGCUGCCAAGCCUGCGGAAAGCAGUGGGGCAGUGAACUCACAGGUGGAGGCUACGGCAGAUUUGAACAGCGAAGUCAUUACAGAUGCAAAAGAGGCAGACAUUGCCGUAAUAAAGGGCGAUCUGCAUUCAGCCUGGCGAUGUGGGGACAAGAAUAGCAUUCCAAACAUGCCGGAAACACAGCUCAUUACUAAGCUAAGAGAUUAUUUGACCAAAUUUGAAUUCUCUUUCAAGAGACAGGAGUCAGCAAAUGACUCAGUAAAAGAGAGUAAGGCGCCAAUGGCUUGGAUAACUUUAGACAGCACAGCUCAUAAACGGCAGUUAUUGGACAUAAAACACUACAACACACCAGGUUUGUUUAAUAUCAAACAUGGAAAAGACAAUACUCCCAACCUUAUGCAGUCCUCAACAGAAAUUGAAGAGGACUCUCAAAAGGCCAAGGUUCUAACUGAAACACUCAACAACCCAGUAACCCCUACCAGACCAAAGACAAACAAAGGCUGCAAUCAACCCAAACGCUCUACAUCAAAGAGAAGGAGAAGGAACAAAGAGGUAAAUGUUAGUCCGUAUAGUACCAGUAUUUUGGAACCAGUCCAAAAACAUUCUCAUUCACAUCUACUGGUAAACAAAAACACUGAUUCGCUGCAGACUUCUACAAGUUUACCCAAGACACAGCAGCACUGGAUGCAAAAUCACACAAAAUUAGUACAAAAAAAUCAGAUUAUCUGUUCCCAAAGUUCAGGAGACCUAAAUGGACUAAGCAGGCAGCAAGGUCAAGUAAACCAAUCAGAGGCUGAGAAAGCAAAUGAAACAACCCUGUAUGAUGAAUGGGUAGACAAUACCUAUGUCCAGAGAGAGUUCAAUGUCAUGGACAUCUCCAGCACUCUAAAGUUGGCUGAUCAUGCACUUUCGUUGGCAGAGCUUGAACCUCUGCAGUUGAAGUGCCACAGCAUGCUGUGGCAUUUCAUCUGCAACUUUGAACGAGAUCAGCAGGUUUCUUUUAACCAGUCCGGUGUUUCAAGGAAUCUAAUCUUGGAAAAAUAUCUAGACCAUCCACCUGCAAAAGUAGAGUUGAAAUUUGAGGCACUGAAUUCUCUCUUGGAACUCCAGAUGAUGAUGGAAGCUUGGCAGUUUGUUGAAAAUAAAGUCAACUUUCUGAGAAGAAAGCCAACAUUUAGGAGUUUACUAUGGUAUGAUCCAACUCUCUAUGGUGAACUCCAUAAGGGGGCUGUGGGGUUUCAGCAACAGUCAUCAUUGUUUUCACUAUUCCAGCAAUGCCUUUCUACUGAAGGCCAUGGAAAAUUGCAGGAAUACCAUGUUGCAGUGUCAACUUUGCACCAGCAACUGCAAGAUGCCCCUGACACAUCAUACUACAUGUACCUGAAAAGUAAACGAGAGAGGCUUGAAAUAGAAGCUGCCCUCAGGAAUCCCCAAGAUGUUAAGAGUUUCUUUCUGUCUGUACCAAUAGCUGUCAUGAUCAACUUCGGAGACAGCUUGGAAAGUUUGGAAAAAACAUACCGUAUAGUGAUGACUUUUGUUGAGACACCGUCAGAUUGCCUGCCAGGGAUAUUUGAUGUGGGGAAGGCAGAGCAUCUGUCCAUUUUAUGUAGGUAUCUUCAAGAAAAAAUGGUCUUUCUGAAAUCCUGUGAACAUAUCAGUAAGGUGUCAUGGUUUGGCCUGGAGCAUCUUCUUUAUGAUGCAUCUAAGGUUCUCGUAUGGAGGGAAUCAGAACAUGGAAUGCCUAAUGAAGUGCUGACAAAAUACAAAAGUUCAAAUCAACAAAUUGUUUAUGGGGUGACAGAGACUGGAAUAGCUCUGGUUAAUAAAAUGGAUCAACACCCUCAGUUAAUAGAGAGAUUUCAACUCACAUCACAGCAGCAUAUGGAUGCUCUCAGGAAAUACAGAAAUACCCAGUCAGGGAUGUCCACUAACAGAAAAGAUAGGCUGAACAUUGGAACUGAAGGUGGAAAUAAAGUAACCCGUCGACCAAACAAAAGAAGGGCAACUCAUCCUCCCCUAAGAUGUAAUGAUGGCGGUGUUACCCCGUAUACUCAAACAAAUUUGGCAGCUCAACUUGGAACCCAAACUCCUUACACUACCUUUCCCCCGAAAAGUAAUUCAGUGCACUGGAAGAUGGCUGGAAGGCAUGCUUGGGAUUGGAACCCACCGAAUGUAGUCCAAGCCUCAAUGUCGCGUUCUGAAAUAAGGGCUCUGCUGCUGUCGAGAAGGAAGACAAUGCCGAAUACAGUGAUCACCUCAGUGAUGAACAUCCAGAACAACCAUGUAGUCAGGCAGCAAAAAUGGCCUCCACCACUGAUUAUGAAUCCUGCGGCUGCUGAGAGGAUGAACCAUCCGCCAGGGAGCGGCACCGAGCUUCCUAAAGAGCAGCUGACUCAGUCCACAAUGCCCAUGGUCCAGUCUUGCUCUUUCUCCAAUUUCCCUCUGGAUGCAGUUUCUGUAGCACCUUCAGCUGUGAGCAUUCAGCCAUUCAGAAACACUCUGAAUCAGGUCCCACGGCAUAGCAAACCACCCCCGAUAAACUACCCUUAUUUUGUCUUCAAUGGGCAAACGUAUUCCAAUGUAGGCUCCUCCGUGUCUACAUCAGUCCUUGAUGCUGAGAUGCAACACCAUCCUCAUGCUGUUUAGAGAGAGUUUACAUCUUGUACCAUUACCUGCGUGUUUUGUAAUUAGAUGGUAUUAAUUUAUUUGUAUUAAAUCAAAGUGUUCUUGAGUUAGAACAGAGAAAUAUAUUUUCUCAAUUUGAGGGGAGUUUGAGGAAAUUUUGACUGCUCCUCUUGUCUGUCUCCAGUCAUAUAUUCCAGUACAAUAUUAUUUGUUAAACACAUUCAGUGUAAAUAGAAACAAAAAAAAUGACGGCUUUUUAUAGUUUUAGAUACCAGGCUUGUAACUGUAUAUUUUUCCCUUUCUAUUUAUAAAGUAUGGCAUUUUAACCUCAAA
This is a messenger RNA of Electrophorus electricus (electric eel), 7318 nucleotides long. Lineage: Eukaryota; Metazoa; Chordata; Actinopteri; Gymnotiformes; Gymnotidae. The record is from RefSeq and is a predicted model, not a curated record.